Molecule: messenger RNA, 457 nt
Organism: Protomyces lactucae-debilis
Lineage: Eukaryota; Fungi; Ascomycota; Taphrinomycetes; Taphrinales; Protomycetaceae
Product: RNA polymerase II
Exons: 3
Coding region: 23-397 (124 amino acids)
Biological process (GO): DNA-templated transcription
Cellular component (GO): RNA polymerase II, core complex; RNA polymerase III complex; RNA polymerase I complex
Molecular function (GO): DNA-directed RNA polymerase activity
Source: RefSeq, a predicted model, not a curated record
UGCUGCUUAGCUCCUCGCUGCCAUGUCGCAAUAUAUCCUGCUCGACGAGCUCCUCACAAUCAUAGACGUCGACUCGUCAAAAUACGAAAGAGUGGCCAGAAUCACAGGCCAGUCUUCAGGUGAUGACCUCAACAUCACGCUCGAUAUCAACUCUGAGCUCUACCCAAUCAACAAGGACGAAACCAUCUCCCUGCAAAUCAGCAGCACCCUCACAGAUGAACUACGCGACCAAGCAGACUACAUCAUGUUUGGCAAGAUUUACCGGUUCGAUGAAGCAAAAGGCGGCAAGACGAGUGUCCUUGUCAGUUUCGGCGGGCUUCUCAUGCGUGCAGAGGGCAACGACCGUAAAUUGUCGCGGCUCUCACAAGGCGAUGUCUACCUACUGCUUCGCAAGUAGAAUCUCAGGGCCUUGUAUAGAAAAGCAUCUAGACUGCCUCAACAAACGUGUACUGCCCAG